Molecule: messenger RNA, 1131 nt
Organism: Lutra lutra (Eurasian river otter)
Lineage: Eukaryota; Metazoa; Chordata; Mammalia; Carnivora; Mustelidae
Gene: ART4
Product: ADP-ribosyltransferase 4 (inactive) (Dombrock blood group)
Exons: 3
Molecular function (GO): NAD+ poly-ADP-ribosyltransferase activity; NAD+-protein-arginine ADP-ribosyltransferase activity
Source: RefSeq, a predicted model, not a curated record
ACAAGGAAAGGUCUUGCUGAGACUCAUCCAAAGGAAAUCCCGGAGGAGAACGCUGAGCCCUUAUUUCACAGUGAAGUGGCAAGAGCGGGAAGGAUUUGUAACACAAACGAAUAUCGACCAUUGACCAACAGAGGCAGAAGGAUUCUCCCAACUACUACCGCAGCCCCCACGAUGAGAAUCUGGCUCCUCCCCUGGCCGCUUCAUCUCCUACUGCUGUUCUCUGGCCUGCAGACCCCCACCUGGAGUUCUGAGGUUGCAGUUAACAUUGACUUUGACUUGGCACCAGAUUCUUUUGAUGAUCAGUACCAAGGCUGUAGCCCACAGGUCAUGGAGAAGCUAAGCCAAGGGGAUUAUUUCACAAAAGAAAUAGAAGCACAUAGAGAUUACCACGGGGUCUGGAAGAAAGCCCACUUAACCUGGCUGAACAGAGCCAAAGAUCUCCCCAAGAACAUGAAUAUUACACAUGCUCUGGCCAUCUUGGUUUAUACAUCAAACAACAGUGUUCACACAAGCUUCACCAGAGCCAUGGCCAAUGCUGGGAGGUCUCCACAGCAUUAUGAACAUUCAUUCCAUUUCAAGUACUUACACUACUACCUGACCUCAGCGAUCCAGCUGCUAAGGAAAGAAAUGGUCAUGAAGAAUGACUCUCUGUGUUUUGAGGUGUAUCAUAAGAUGAAGAAUAUCAAUUUGGAAGCCUACAGUGGUGCCACCAUCCGAUUUGGCCAAUUCCUCUCCACCUCUCUCCUAAAAGAAGAGGCACAGAACUUUGGGAACCAAACUUUAUUUACCAUAUUUACCUGCCUGGGCGUACCUAUACCAGAAGACUCUCACAAGAAGGAGGUCCUGGUCCCUCCCUAUGAGUUGUUCAAAGUUGUAAAUAUGAGCCAUCAUCCAAGAGGAAAUUGGUUGCAGUUGCGAUCCACUGGGAACGUGAGCACAUACAACUGUCAGCUGCUAAAAGGGUGGGCAGAAGUCAUUGGAGUGGACAGAUCAGUGGUGCUUGGUGGUAAGAUGUCUGUGAGAGGCACUGUCAGUGAUGAUCAGCCUCAGAGGAGCCAUGAGCAUCUGAAAACCACCCGCUGCUACUGAAGAAGCAUGGCCCAUCCUAGCUGCCAUUCCCAUUGAUGUGUG